Messenger RNA from Malania oleifera, 1239 nucleotides. Its product is annotated as small ribosomal subunit protein mL104 (rPPR9)-like. The record is from RefSeq and is a predicted model, not a curated record. Gene Ontology annotation, molecular function: protein binding. Lineage: Eukaryota; Viridiplantae; Streptophyta; Magnoliopsida; Santalales; Ximeniaceae.
AUGAAUAUCACCCUGUCCCCUCCCCUGCUCCUUCUUCUCAAGCUCUCGCCUGAUGCCGGCUGUAUGGUUCUAGGGUUUCUCAAAUGGGUGUGUUCGAGACCCGACUUUGCUCUUGACGAUGAGACAGUGUCGUUGUUUGUCAAUUACUUUGGUUGCUGGAAAGACUUCAAGACCAUUCAUGAGGUACUCAUUGAUGCCUGGGGUGUUGCGGGGGCCAAAAGUUUGGAAGCAGCUAUUGAUCAGCUUGUUCGGGCUGGACAGCCAACCCAGGUGGUGUCCUUCUUUGACAGAAUGGAGAUAGUUUAUGGAUUUGAUCGCAACAAAGAAUCGCUUAGAUUGAUUGUUGUCAAAUUUUGCGAACAUGGGUUUGCAAGUUAUGCAGAGAAGAUGGUGAAGAAUUUGGCGAAUGAGUUUUUUCCUGAUGAAAAUAUGUGUGAUAUGCUGAUUAAGGGGUGGUGUGUUGAUGGAAAGCUCAACGAGGCAAGGAGAUUGGCUGGUGAGAUGUAUAGGGGAGGUUUUGAGAUUGGUACAAUGGCAUACAAUGCCAUUCUUGAUUGCGUGUGUAAGCUCUGUAGGAAAAAGGAUCCCUUUAGGCUUCACUUGGAGGCUGAAAAGGUCUUGGUAGAUAUGGAUAUUGCCGGUGUUCCUUGUGAUGUGGAGACAUUUAACGUGCUAAUUACUAAUUUUUGUAAAAUUCGAAAGACAGAGGACGCAAUGAAGCUGUUUUAUAGAAUGGGUGAGUGGGGAUGUUUUCCCAAUGCAACAACUUUUCUUGUUCUUAUGAGAAGUCUCUAUCAGGCUGCAAGAGUUGGAGAGGGGGAUGAGAUGAUUGGGAUGAAAUCUGCAGGAUUUGGGGAUUAUCUUGAUAAACAUGGGUUUAUAAAAGUUAUAUGUGGAAUUGAAAGGGUUGAUCAUGCAAUGCUCAUUUUCAGAAUGAUGAAAAAGGAUGGAUGCAAACCUGGGAUUAAGAAUUAUGAUUUGUUGAUGGGGAAGCUGCGUGCUAAAGGACUUAUUGAUAAGGCCAAUGCUUUGUUUAAUGAAGCUGCAAGAAGAGGGGUACCAGUUACACCUAAAGCAUAUAAACUGGACCCAAGGUUUGUGAAGAAACCUAAGGCUGUGAAGAAAGAGAAAAAGCGAGAGACAUUGCCUGAGAAAAUGGUAAGGAAGAGGAGAAGUCUCAGAGAACUUGGGCUAAGUUUUGUGAAGAAACCAAAACAAAUGAUGCGUCGAUCCUUUUAA